Molecule: messenger RNA, 1386 nt
Organism: Diprion similis
Lineage: Eukaryota; Metazoa; Arthropoda; Insecta; Hymenoptera; Diprionidae
Gene: Zip102B
Product: zinc transporter ZIP9
Exons: 5
Coding region: 357-1208 (283 amino acids)
Biological process (GO): transmembrane transport; zinc ion transport
Cellular component (GO): membrane
Molecular function (GO): metal ion transmembrane transporter activity
Source: RefSeq, a predicted model, not a curated record
GAGCCACAGAUGAAAAUGGUUGGUUUUCACCAGUUCAAUGAAUUGACACUAGGCAACCAGGUUCGAAUAUCUUAAGGAGUGUAUAGUCGGUGCUUUCUCGUAUUUUUGUGUAUACAGCCGUGGUAUACAGCGAUUGAACAAGUGAGAACAAAAAAAAUUUGCAGUGGCGUGUCACGCUCCGUGCUACAUUUACUACAAAUAUGGCUACGUAGCAGAAAAAAAUGCAUGCAAAAACACUUGUCGCAAUAUUUAUAAGUUUUGAUCAAUCAGCAAAUCGACAUAAAACACGAUAUUGAGGUGGUAGGAAUUAUCGAAACGUAUGAUCGGGCAUCAAAGUAAUUCUCGAUAGUACAAAUAUGGAGCAAAGUACGGUUCUCUGGAUGCUCGCACUGGUAAUGUUAUUCGGAUCAUAUUUGGCCGGAUCUUUACCUCUAGUUGUCAACUUGUCUGAGGACAAAUUACAGCUUGUCUCAGUUCUGGGAGCUGGCCUACUUGUCGGAACAGCUUUAGCUGUUAUUAUUCCAGAAGGUGUGCGAGCUUUAUUCAAUGCUGGAGGUAACGAAGCCCAUCAGCACGGCAGCGGUGAUCUCCACAGCCUCAUAGGUAUAACGCUGGUACUAGGUUUUAUAUUCAUGCUAUUAGUGGAUCAGUGUUCAACCAGAAAUAAUGGAGAAGGUGGUAAACCUACAGAGAAAAGCCUCACAGCUACAUUAGGCCUAGUAGUUCAUUCUGCAGCAGAUGGUGUUGCAUUAGGAGCUGCUGCUACCACGUCACAAGCUGACGUCGAGAUGAUAGUCUUUCUAGCUAUUAUGUUGCACAAGGCACCAGCAGCCUUCGGACUUGUAUCUUUUCUAUUACAUGAAGGCGUGGAUAGGAAAAGGAUACGGAAGCAUCUGCUAGUAUUUUCUCUGGCAGCUCCUUGUCUUGCUCUAAUUACUUUCUUUGGCAUUGGAAAGGAGGGCAAAGAAACCUUAAGCAGUGUUAACGCGACAGGCUUAGCAAUGUUGUUCAGUGCAGGGACAUUCCUUUAUGUAGCUACUGUUCACGUUUUGCCAGAAUUAAUGGUGAGAGGAAGUUCUACCCAUUCGCAUUUACCAACUACAGAGGGUGGAUCGAUCCCAGUGGGAGGACUCAAAUCCAAAGAGUUAUUGGCUCUCGUAGUUGGCUCAUUAUUACCAGCUCUGAUUACAACAGGACAUCAUCACUGACCAUAAAUUUAGAUAAUCUUAUUGGCAUGAUUCUAUUUACUUUUUGUUUCUUGAGAUUAUCUGUAUCAUAUUACAAAAAUGAUAUAUUAUCUUUAAUUGAUACGACUGUCCAGGUAUUUGUAAACUACUUAUUGUUGCGAUGUGUAAAUUAAUUCAUUACUUCAAUGUAAUUUAUUAC